CACUGUUUUUCUUUGCAGACGCUCAUCACCCUCAUCAGUGUCUCUGUGAGAGCAAUUCCGGCCAUGUAUCGAAUAGCUUCAAAAUCAGCGUCUUCCGUCGCUUCUUCUACUUCCAGGAAAUUGGUAUGUAGUAGGGUUAUAUGUAAUAGGAAUUAUGUGGCAAAAGAUAUCAGUUUCGGGGUUGGGGCUCGCGCCGCUUUGUUGCAAGGUGUCUCAGAGGUGGCAGAGGCUGUCAAAGUUACAAUGGGACCAAAGGGUCGAUAUGUGAUAAUUGAGAACAGUCACAAGGAUCCAAAGGUCACAAAGGAUGGUGUUACUGUUGCGAAAAGCAUUAGUUUCAAGGGAAAGUACAAGAAUGUGGGUGCCGAUCUUGUGAAGCAGGUUGCUAAAGCUACUAAUACUGCUGCAGGAGACGGUACGACUUGUGCAACUGUCCUGACCCAAGCAAUACUCACAGAAGGUUGCAAGUCAAUAGCUGCUGGGGUAAAUGCAAUGGAUUUGCGCAUUGGUAUCAAUAUGGCAGUUGAUGCUGUUGUUUCUGAUCUGAAAAGCAGAGCAUUGAUGAUAAGCACACCAGACGAGAUUACACAGGUUGCUACUAUUUCUGCAAAUGGUGAACGAGAGAUUGGAGAGCUGAUAGCAAGAGCAAUGGAGAAAGUGGGGAAGGAAGGAGUCAUUACUGUUGCCGAUGGGAAUACUUUGGAUAAUGAAUUGGAAGUGGUGGAAGGGAUGAAGCUAGGCAGAGGCUACAUUUCUCCUUACUUUAUCACUGACCAAAAGACUCAGAAAUGUGAACUGGAAAACCCACUGAUCCUCAUUUAUGAAAAGAAAAUUUCGGACCUGAAUUCACUUGUGAAAAUACUAGAGCUGGCAGUAAAUAAACUUAGACCACUUCUUAUUGUGGCCGAGGAUGUCGAAGGUGAUCCACUUGCUAUGCUAAUACUCAACAAACAUCAUGCUGGGGUUAAGGUUUGUGCUAUCAAAGCUCCUGGUUUUGGGGAAAACAGGAAAGCUAAUUUAGACGAUCUCGCCGUUCUUACUGGGGGCGAGGUUAUCACCGAAGAUCGUGGUUUAACUCUCGACAAAGUCCAGUUUGAAAUGCUUGGUACUGCAAAAAAGGUGACUGUCUCUCUUGACGACACCAUCAUUCUACAUGGAGGUGGGGAUAAGAAACAGAUUGAAGAAAGAUGUGAGGAGUUGAGAACAGCAAUGGAGAAGAGUACCGCCAUGUUUGACAAGGAGAAAGCACAGGAGCGGCUGUCAAAGCUAUCUGGUGGAGUUGCUGUUUUCAAGGUUGGAGGGGUUAGUGAGGCAGAAGUCGGGGAAAGGAAAGAUAGGGUAACAGAUGCUUUAAAUGCUACAAGAGCAGCUGUGGAAGAGGGUAUUGUGCCAGGUGGUGGUGUUGCUCUCUUGUAUGCUACAAAAGCUUUGGAUAACCUUCAAGUGCAAAAUGAAGACCAAAGAAGAGGAGUACAAAUAAUCCAGAAUGCUCUAAAGGCACCUACGUUCACUAUAGUUUCAAAUGCUGGUUUUGAUGGUCCACUGGUUCUUGGUAAAUUGUUGGAACAAGAUGAUCCUAAAUUGGGUUAUGAUGCGGCUAAAGGGGAAUACGUUGACAUGGUGAAGGCUGGAAUCAUAGAUCCUCUGAAAGUCAUUAGAACCGCCUUGAUAGACGCUGCCAGUGUUUCGUUGCUGUUGACUACAACUGAGGCAGCUGUGGUGGACAAACCAAAUGAGAAAAAACCUCCCAGCCAUGUGCCAAAUAUGGAUGCUUUGGGAGGCUACUAACUUGUAAAAGUCACUAAAUUGAACAGCAACAUCAUGGAGUGUGUUAUGUAACAAUAUAGGGCCUUGUGUUAUCUAUUUUUCUAGAACAAUAAAUAUUUUGACACGGGAAUUCAGUAGUCGAUAUUGAAAGGCAAUAGCAAUUCCACAAGUCAUUAAUAAUAUUUUAGUUUAACAGCAACA
Prunus persica (peach) is the source of this 1968-nucleotide messenger RNA. Its product is annotated as chaperonin CPN60-like 2, mitochondrial. Gene Ontology annotation, biological process: protein refolding. NCBI's taxonomy places the organism in Eukaryota, Viridiplantae, Streptophyta, Magnoliopsida, Rosales, Rosaceae. The transcript is spliced from 17 exons. Gene Ontology annotation, molecular function: ATP-dependent protein folding chaperone; ATP binding. The coding region runs from base 64 to 1788 and encodes 574 amino acids. The record is from RefSeq and is a predicted model, not a curated record. Gene Ontology annotation, cellular component: cytosol; mitochondrion.